AUGUCAUUGUUCGGCACCUCACCGGACGACCUGCCGCAGCCAAAGCAGUCGACGCUGUUUGAGGACGAGCCCGGCUCCGGCGGCAGGAACUCGUCCAGCCUGUUCGGCGACGACCUCGAUGACUCCGGCUCGCCAUGGUCGUACCCGGCGCCCAAGAAGUCGGCUCGCGCCAACAUCGUCAAGACACUGCUGCCCGCCGCCGAGGUGCCCGAAAGCUACAUUGACACCUACGACGCCCUGCUUGCCGACGGCGACCGCUUCGGCGGUGGCGUCAGCCUGGGUGGCGUCAGGAAACUGCUGAGCCAGAGCAACCUCGGCCCAGAUGUGCAAAGCAGGAUCCUGGACAUUGUCGUGCCGAACGGGCAAGAGCCUGAGAGUGGCGUCGGUCGCGGAGAGUUCAAUGUACUGCUUGCGCUGAUAGGUUUGGCCCUGGAGGGUGAGGACAUUACUCUCGACGGCGUUGACGAGCGCAGAAACAGUAAGUAUCCCUCAUACCUACGCGAGGUGACCUGCGCCACUACUGCUUGCGUUGCUUACACAACAACAACAACAACAAAAGAUCUCCCAGAACCCUCGCUCGGCAUCUCGAACGCGACGAAGAACGAGGAGCCCAAGGAGCAGCCCGAUCCAGUCGUGGAGACGCCGACCACUGCGCCUAAGCCGGUUCAGCCUGUGACGCCGAAGACUCAGUCCACACCGACCAUGCGCAAAACGUCCUUUGGGCUUGACGCCGACCCGUGGAACAGCCCAGAGCAGCAUAAAGGUCACAACCAUGCCGCCAUCGAAGAUUCGCCCCAACCGAACGGAAACAGGGCGUCUUUCUACUCGAACGGCAAUGGAUUCCCCAGGACUACGAGUAGCUUCACGACCGCCGCGGAUCAGUCGCAGGAUACUGGUAAUGGCGACACCCUGGGCAAGAACCAGCCGUCCGGCGGAGAUAGCACUGGCUGGGGAGGCUUUGGUGAUGCCGCGGGCAAUGGCUUCUCCAAUCCCGGGCUUCCCAACGCUGGGGGCCUCGGAGAGGGGUUCGGCGCACCUCCAGGAGAAGGUGAUAACAAUGAUCCGACCGGCUUGGGAAGAUCCCUCGGCGGAGGGCUGGCGGCCAACAACGGAGCUGACGAGAUCGUCACUGUCACGGCCAUUGCGGAGAAGGAGGGCAUCUUCCUCUUCCAGCACCGCAACUACCAGGUUUGCAGCGUGCGUAGGAACAGCAAGGUUGUGAGGAGGUACAGCGAUUUCGUUUGGUUGUUGGAUUGUUUGCACAAGAGAUACCCGUUUAGACAACUGCCUUUACUUCCACCCAAAAGGGUAGCCAUCAAUGGCAAUUACCUCGCGGCUGAUGCCUCAUUCAUCGAGAAGCGGAGGAGGGGCCUUGCCAGAUUUUCUAAUGCUCUGGUCCGGCACCCGGUGCUUAGCCAGGAACAGCUUGUCAUCAUGUUCCUGACCGUCCCAACGGAGCUUGCUGUAUGGAGAAAGCAAGCUACGAUAUCAGUACAGGAGGAGUUUGUCGGCCGGACACUGCCUCCAGGCCUCGAGGACUCCCUUCCGCCCACUCUCCAGGACAUGUUCGAUACCGUGCGUUCUGGCGUGCGGCGUUCUGCCGAAAUGUACAUCAACCUUUGCCAGCUGAUGGAGCGCCUCUGCAAGCGUAACGAAGGCAUGGCAGCCGACUACAUGCGCUUCGGUCUUGCGCUGCAGUCCUUGACUGAGGCCUCCAAGGACACCUAUUUCGUGGACACUAAUGAUGUGCCACUCCUCAAUGAGGGACUUAAUUCCACCUCCAAGCACCUUCAAUCUUCGCAAAGCCUACUAGAAGAUGAGGCUAGGGGCUGGGAUGAGGGCGUACUGGAAGACCUGAAGAGGCAAAGAGACUGCCUUGUUAGUAUGCGCGAUCUGUUCGACCGCCGGGAUCGCCUGGACCGUGACAAUAUCCCGCAACUUGAGCGGAGGAUACAUAACAACGAGAACAAGCUCCAGGGCAUCCGGGACAGGCCGGAGCAUCUUGUCAAACCCGGCGAGAAGGAGAAGGUUGAGGGAGCUAUUCAGAGGGACAAACAAUCCAUCGUCGACCAGCACGCCCGCAGCGUUUUCAUCAAGGAGUGUAUCCGCGAUGAGAUCUUGAACUUCCAGCAGUCGAUGUACCACGUCAGCAAAUUGCACCAGGACUGGAGCCAGGAACGCGUCAAGUACGCCGAGCUGCAGGCUGACAACUGGAGGGCGCUGAGUGAGGAGGUCGAGGGAAUGCCGCUUGGCGACUAA
Molecule: messenger RNA, 2259 nt
Organism: Diplodia corticola
Lineage: Eukaryota; Fungi; Ascomycota; Dothideomycetes; Botryosphaeriales; Botryosphaeriaceae
Product: sorting nexin mvp1
Exons: 4
Coding region: 1-2259 (752 amino acids)
Biological process (GO): retrograde transport, endosome to Golgi; protein targeting to vacuole
Cellular component (GO): endosome
Molecular function (GO): phosphatidylinositol-3-phosphate binding
Source: RefSeq, a predicted model, not a curated record